AUGCCCUCUCGCACUGACUCCCCCCUUGACGUGGCCAUCAUUGGCGCCGGGCUGGGCGGCCUGUCUGCCGCGGUGGCCCUGCGUCGCCAAGGUCAUCAGGUCACGGUCUAUGAGCGCUACGACUUUGCUGGUGAGGUGGGCGCCUCGUUGAGUGCUGCGUCGAAUGGAUCGCGGUUCCUGGAGCAGUGGGGGGUGGAUGUGAAGGCCGCGAAGCCUGUCAUUCUGAAGAAGCUGAUCAUGCACGACUGGUCGUCCGGCCAGGUGCAGAGCGAGUACGGCCUGGGCGACUACAAGUCCAAGUUUGGCACGGACUACAACAACUUCCACCGCAUCGACAUCCAUAAGGAACUCCUCAAAUCCGCCUUUGAAGAACCUGGCGAUGGCCCCAAAUGCACCCUCAAAGUCAACCACAAGGCCACGGGCCUCGACGCCGAAGCAGGCGUCAUCCAGUUCGAGAACGGCACGACCGCAACGGCCGAUCUGAUCGUGGCCGCCGACGGGAUCCGCCUUCCCUCUAACAAAACCGUGUACAAGUCCCUCUCGCGCAGCUUCCUCGGCAUCACCCCUAAUUUCCAAAUGUCCACCUCAUGCUGCUACCGCUGCAUCAUCGGCGCGCCCAAGCUGCGCGAGCUCGGGCUCGAGGACUACAUCGACAACGAGGCGAUCGAGUACUGGGGCGGCUUCGGCAUCGACAAGAUCGUCAUGUCGCCCUGCAGCAACGGCGAGGUCGUCAGCUGCUACUGCUUCUACCCGGCCGAGUACAACGACCUGCGCGACGAUGGCUGGAACAUCUCCGCCACGCCGCAGCAGCUCGUCGAGACGUUCCCGGGGCUGGAUCCGCGCAUGAAGAAGCUGAUGCUGAAUGCGGAGGAUAUCAAGAUGUGGCGGUUGUAG
Messenger RNA from Aspergillus terreus NIH2624, 894 nucleotides. RefSeq names its product FAD-dependent oxidoreductase. The record is from RefSeq and is a predicted model, not a curated record. Bases 1 to 894 code for a protein of 297 amino acids. Gene Ontology annotation, molecular function: FAD binding; monooxygenase activity. The transcript is spliced from 5 exons. NCBI's taxonomy places the organism in Eukaryota, Fungi, Ascomycota, Eurotiomycetes, Eurotiales, Aspergillaceae.